Molecule: messenger RNA, 1357 nt
Organism: Musa acuminata AAA Group (dessert banana)
Lineage: Eukaryota; Viridiplantae; Streptophyta; Magnoliopsida; Zingiberales; Musaceae
Product: bZIP transcription factor 11-like
Exons: 1
Coding region: 730-1197 (155 amino acids)
Biological process (GO): positive regulation of DNA-templated transcription
Cellular component (GO): nucleus
Molecular function (GO): transcription cis-regulatory region binding; DNA-binding transcription factor activity
Source: RefSeq, a predicted model, not a curated record
GGAAGAGGAACUAUUCAAUCCACCAGCUAGAAUUGGAUUCGAAUGUGGAAAACCAUUUCUGACCCAAGUCUCUCUCUCUCUCUCUCUCUCUCUCUCACACACACACACACACACAUUAUUUUGUUGGUGUCGCUCUAUCCUGUCUAUAAAUGCCACCUCCUCCGAAGCUUCAACUCCCUUUCCUCCUGUUCUCUCUUGCUUAGGUUUACUGAGGUUCUUCUGCUCUAUGCUUUAAUUGCCUCCCUCCCCUGCUUCUGUUGAUCUUAGCUGCGCACUGAAAACCAAGUUCCUGCUGCAGGUCCACUAUUUCUUGUGGAAAGAUUCCUCGCUUUUGGCUGGUUUCUUCCUGUUGGUGACUCUAUUUACCUUCUCUCUGUUCCAAGAUCUGAGCUUUAUGAACCGAGGCUUCUUCUUCCUUUUCCGCCAUUCACAUGCAGCGUCUUUAUCUCUCGGUGUUUCUGAUUGAUGCUGCCUAUCCGAAGUGAAAUCGUCCCUUCGUAGUUCAUGCUAAAUUCCACUCUUCAGCGCAUGAGCUACCUUGCACAAUCCUUCUCUGUGGUCCUUCUUUACUGGUUCUAUGUCUUCCAUGAGUUUUGUUCUGAGAGCUGAGCACAAUCUACUUGAUUCAGCUGCAACUCCACCAAAAUACAAUAUUUCUUGAAGCACCACAUUUAAAUCUUGUGAAUCUACUAAAAAGGUAUCCUUUUUCUGGCCAAAAUUCAAGUUUUGAUGGCUUCUCCCGGUGGGACUUCCUCCGCAUCCAGUCUGCUCCACGGCUCUGGUUCCGACGAAGGUCUGCAGGCUGUGAUGGACGAGAAGAAGCGGAAGCGACUGAUAUCGAACCGCGAGUCUGCGCGGCGGUCGAGGCUGCGCAAGCAGAAGCACUUGGAUGAUCUGGUGGCACAGGCGAACCAGCUGAGGAAGGAGAACAGCCAUGGCUUCGCAAUCUUGAAGCUCGUUACACAGCACUGUGCUGCUGUGGAGGCCGAGAAUUCUGUGCUGAGGGCUCAGAUGAUGGAGCUGAGCAGUAGGCUGCAAUCCCUCGAUGACAGACUCCACAACCUGAAUGGAAACAACGGCAGCAAUCACCUUCUGUGUGAUGGUCCUCAGUUCACUGACAACAUCGUCAGUCCAUGGAACUUCAACUAUAUGAAUCAGCCUAUCAUGGCUUCAUCAGAGGACAUGCUUUACUUCUGAGAGAGAUGUAGCCAUUGAACCUGUUAGAAGAAACCUGACCAUUGCAGGUCACACUUAUUGAGUCCUAAAACCAUGAAGGUUGUAUAGACAGUCUUAUCAUCUACUUUUUUGUCUCUCUCAGCAACAAACGCAGAAACAAAGACUGCUAUAAUCUUGAAGA